GACAUGAAUUGUGUCAGCAAUGGCAGAUGCAACUCCAUUAGUAUUUUGACGAGACCUACGAUCUUUACUUGCCAAACACACCUAAUGAACUUUGUUCAUCGUGUAAUUUUCGAUUAAUAUUAUCAUCAAAUAUUAUUCCAGUUCUCUAAUAUGAGUACUACAAGGGAACAAGCUGGACCAUCUAAACCAUGGGAUUCUACUGCAGAAGAGAAAGAAAAGGAUAAUCGAACAUUUGAAUGCAAUAUUUGUCUUGAUACUGCAAAAAAUGCAGUUAUUAGCAUGUGUGGUCAUUUAUUUUGUUGGCCUUGUCUGCACCAAUGGUUAGAGACACGUCCAACAAGGCAAAUGUGUCCUGUCUGUAAAGCUGCAAUUAGCAAAGAUAAAGUUAUUCCAUUGUAUGGACGUGGAGAUACAAGGCAUGAAGAUCCAAGAAAUAAUGUUCCACCACGUCCUGCUGGGCAAAGAACAGAACCCGAAAAUAAUAUUGGAUUUUCUAGUUUUGGUUUUGGAGAUGGUUCUUAUAUGUCAUUUGGUAUCGGGACAUUUCCAUUUGCAUUCUUUACAUCUACUUUUAAUUUUGGAGAAACACGACCAAGUGCAGCUGCUAGAGGAACACCACAAUAUGAAGAAGAACAAUUCCUUUCAAAAGUAUUUCUAUGGGUGGCUUUGAUAUUUGUUUGUUGGCUCUUGAUGGCGUAACAUUUUGUUAAACCAUAUUAUUUGCUCCGUAUCUUGUAACCCUGCACCACUUGCUGAAUUGAUUCAUUACAUUUUUAUUAAUACAUCGAUCUUUCCUCGUUUGUGUAAUCGUUGUUACUCGCUACAGUAACUAUAUCUGCUUGAAUAAACAAACGGAUUUUGUUAUAAGUGUAAUAACAUUUUUACUUGUAUAUACACUUUAUUUUUAAUUUUUUGUGAUUAUAA
Molecule: messenger RNA, 924 nt
Organism: Apis mellifera (honey bee)
Lineage: Eukaryota; Metazoa; Arthropoda; Insecta; Hymenoptera; Apidae
Product: E3 ubiquitin-protein ligase RNF185
Exons: 5
Coding region: 151-699 (182 amino acids)
Biological process (GO): ubiquitin-dependent protein catabolic process
Cellular component (GO): endoplasmic reticulum
Molecular function (GO): ubiquitin protein ligase activity; metal ion binding; ubiquitin-like protein conjugating enzyme binding
Source: RefSeq, a predicted model, not a curated record